AUGGGAGAUACUCCUGGCCAAGGAAACAACCAAACAACAACCGACCAAUCUGCCAGCCAUCCUGGCGACGACGGAAAUGGAAAAGAUAAUCAAGAGACCAUCGCUUCAUUACGCAGCAAGAAACGGGUAUGUAAGUCACAACUUACUAAAUCAAAACUUUUGCUGACUAGCUUACUUUGUGCAAGUGAGAAACGGGCAGAACAAGUCCGAAAUGCUGUCGAUGCAAUAUUACGGCAUCAAGAGACCGCAAUAGACAUUCACAACUGUUUGUGUGACGAGAAUCCCGAACCAUCAACCAACGAGUCCACGGUGGUUGAACAACGCUCCAGAGUAACAGUAGCUCCUCCACAGAUUGGUCAGAAUCCUCCACCGGAACCUGAAAGUAUUACUCCUGAUCAUGUUCAACGAGAUCAACAAACUUCGCAGAGCACAGAAGAAGCUCCAGAUCAGGUUUCAAAUUUUACCAACUUGAUAGAGACAUGUAUAGGCAAUUGA
Messenger RNA from Lottia gigantea (owl limpet), 495 nucleotides. RefSeq lists its product as hypothetical. Lineage: Eukaryota; Metazoa; Mollusca; Gastropoda; Lottiidae. The record is from RefSeq and is a predicted model, not a curated record. The transcript has 2 exons. The coding region runs from base 1 to 495 and encodes 164 amino acids.